UAAUGUAGAUCCAUUGAAACGCGAGGCCCGAGAAAACAUCACUAAACAGACCAUUUCGGCCACAAUUAACUCGAGGACUCGGACGGCGACAAUGUUACCACAGUUUCCCAAUUUAAAGGAACUUAUAUUAAAUAAUACAAUGGACAGGGACAAGAUAUCGACAUUUGUAAUGAUGUAUAGAACUCAUUGUCAACGAAUACUGGACACAAUAAUUAGGGCCAACUUCGAUGAGGUGCAGACAUUUCUAUUGCAUUUCUGGCAGGGAGUGCCCCCACAUCUCAGUCCUAUACUGCAAUCCAAUUCUGUCGUCAAUCUGAUCGGCGUUUGCGAUUCAAUACUAUAUAAAACAAUAGCCAAUGUAUUGCUGCCAUCCGUAUUGCAAACACUUCCCGAAAGUUUGACAAAAAUGAUGAGACAGUUUGCCGCAGAGCUGGACAGUUGGCUCCGUAUGUCUCUGUAUAAUUUGCCGGACACAUUGCGCUCGGUCAAACUAGAGCUGGCCCGCCGAUUCAGCCAGGUGAUGAAACGACAGACCUCGCUCAAUCAUCUGUCGCAGGCCUCGCGUAUGGUUGUCAACAACAACGAGAUUACUAUACAAAUGCUGAGAGACUGGCGACUAAUUGACGUAAAUAAUAUUUGCCGCGAAAUUCUGUGCGACUAUUUUAACGCCGAUAACAACACUAACGGCACCGACACUACCGGUGGUCAACAGCAGCACAACACCGGCGGUGAUACCGAUUCCGGCGAUAACAACACUAAUAACCCUGACAUAUGCUGUUCGUCCAUAAAGUUAAUUAUAAAAUUUUGUGAACAAUUUGAGCAUUUGCUGGAAGAAGAGGCACAGAUCGAGAACUACUUGGAGUGGUUGGAGAGUCUCGUCCAGAAAUGUCCGAGUCUUAAUAGCAGUCACUCGUCGACAAUACGGCGCUUUUCGCGACACUUUCUGCUGCUGUGGUCGGCGUUUGGUUCACGAGUCAUACGGGAUAUGACUUUACACAGCGCUCAGAGUUUUGGCUCUUUCCAUUUGUUGCGCCUAAUGUUUGACGACUAUGUCUUAUAUCUCGUUGAAUACUUACAACUCGACGAACAGAUGAAACAAUUUAUGAAACUCAUACCCAAUAACGAGCCCCCGGUCUUCACCGUCUUCUACUUCAAUGGUAUCUAUGACUUUGAGAUGUUGUCCAACCAAACGGUCAGCUCAUCGACGGUAGAGUACGAGCCGACUGUGAGCAGUAGUACCGGUGAUUUUGUGGCCACCGAUAGUCAAAACCACGAUAUGAUUGGCUCGACAUCAGUGGACACCAAUCAAACAGAUAUAACUGUCGCCCAAAAUAAUCCAUAUUCCUCUUCGUCUUCAUCUCCAUCUUAUAUCGCAUAUAAUUCAACGCAAAAUACAUACUCUAAUCAAAGUUUAAUAUAUGGCACUCAUGUCGAGCAACCGAUCCAAAGACACAAUCCGUCAAACUAUUGCUGGUAUUCAGCGUCUAAUAUGAACUCAAUGUACGACCAGUUCGAUGACCAACAGAUCUCUAAUGGCCACCAAUCGGUCAUCACAUCUGGUGGUCAGAUGUCUUCAAUGGUAUCGCAACCGGUGGUCAACGACCAGACAAUUGACGAGUUGACUGUUGUUAAUGGACACGAGUUUUACGAUUGCAUACAA
Molecule: messenger RNA, 1660 nt
Organism: Medioppia subpectinata
Lineage: Eukaryota; Metazoa; Arthropoda; Arachnida; Sarcoptiformes; Oppiidae
Source: the annotation of a GenBank genome assembly